AUGUCAAAUCCCAAAUAUCCACAAUCCAAUGGAAUGGCAGAAUGUACCGUGCAGGCCUUAAAACACCAGUUGAAGAAGGCAAAGGUGGACAGAAGAGACCACCUACCUGUCUCUGCUGGAUUUCAGGAAUACUCUAUUUUCAAGCUUAUUCACUUAUCUUGUCUCUUUCCACAGAUCAUCUUUUAUGAGGACAGGAACUUCCAGGGCCGGCACUAUGAGUGCAGUAGUGACUGUGCUGACCUGUCCGCUUACUUCAGACGCUGUAACUCCAUCCGUGUUGCGGAUGACUGGUGGGUGGUGUAUGAGAGACCCAAUUACAUGGGAUAUCAGUAUGUUCUGAACAGGGGAGAAUAUCCUGACUACCAGCGCUGGAUGGGAUUCAAUGACAGCAUCGGAUCAUGUCGCUCCUACCCAUAUUACCGAGGUGGAAACUACAGAAUGAGGAUUUAUGAGAGACCUGACUUUGGAGGACAGAUGAUGGAAUUCAUGGAUGAUUGUCCAUCUGUCUAUAAUCGUUUCCAUUAUCAUGACAUCCACUCCUGCCACGUGAUGGACGGUUACUGGAUCUUCUAUGAACAUCCCAACUACAGAGGCCGACAGUACUUCCUGAGACCAGGUGAAUACAGGAGAUACAGUGACUGGGGCGGCUACAACUCCACUAUCGGAUCUUUCAGGCGCAUGAGAGAUUUCUAG
Molecule: messenger RNA, 693 nt
Organism: Carcharodon carcharias (great white shark)
Lineage: Eukaryota; Metazoa; Chordata; Chondrichthyes; Lamniformes; Lamnidae
Product: gamma-crystallin S-1-like
Exons: 3
Coding region: 1-693 (230 amino acids)
Biological process (GO): lens development in camera-type eye; visual perception
Molecular function (GO): structural constituent of eye lens
Source: RefSeq, a predicted model, not a curated record